AUGGCCUUCGGUGGUGGAUACGUACAGGAAUCAAUAGGCGGCCUCGUCGUCGAUCCGCGAGACCGAGCCGAACGUGAACGCAUCAACACCGAAAUGGAUGCCAACAUAAUCAGCUAUGGUGACAUUGAUCUGCUCUUUACCAACUUCAAGUCGGAAGACGGCCGGAUGGUCCUGAACAUCUCCUGCAAUAAGUCGGAGCUCGUUUUUGAGCAGAACGAAGUCCCACAACAAGUGACGUGCAAUUUGACAUACGCACUUACUGUGCCUAUCGCUCUCUCCUUCGAAAUUGACUACCCUCCAGUGGCACAAUUAGCUCCUGCAUUCUGGCUGCAUCUGCAGCCUACCUCGUCUGGACAAGUGACCAUUCCGCUGAACCUGAAAAUCCUGGGUGUACAGAUGGGCAUAGCCUAUCUGAGAAUUUGGGCUCGUAAAGCCAUCGAGCAGAGUGGAUCCGGUCUCUAUGUGUGGCACAAUUGGAGCCGGACCGACCCUCAACUCGUGGAUGCCUACUUGUCGACACUGAUGAACAGGAGUGAGUUCGGCAGCAGUGACUCCGUCAUGGGUCUUCCGGUUAAAGUUUUGCGAGAACGUGGCGUAUUGGAAAUGGUUUUCAGGGUGAUAGUUGUAUGUCUGGUCAUUGCGCUUACGUUUGCAAUGGGAUGCGAGCUGGAUCCCCGUCUGAUUUGGAAGCAUUUGAAGAAGCCCGUGGGGCCAAUCAUUGGUUUCUGUUGUCAAUUCGGAAUCAUGCCACUGGUGAGUUCGAACUGACCAUAUGUCAUUUAAUGCUGAGAAGCUCCGUGUCAUCAGAACUGAAGCUUUUGCUUUCGAACACAAUAAGCCCUGUGUGGAUACGUAAUUUGUCUCAUGAUAUGCCCUCCGUUGUGGGGUUUUAAUUCAGCCGGUGCUGCUUAUGUUUGUCAAAAAACUCAUCUUAAAUUCUUAACCAGAAUCUCCACAAAUGGAUAGGAAAUCUCCGAAAUAUUUUAUUGGGAAUGAAAAAGUUGCGAAUUUACAGUGCAGUGAUAUUUCCGCUUGCUUAUUUCGGAACUUAUACAUUGUUGAGCGAUCUUCUGAGGUGCUAAAACCAAAAACGCCUUUUGAUUUUCGAUGAUCAGCGAAUGUUUCGUCACAAAAUUAGACUGUAAUAUUUUUUCUGGCUCGUUUACAUGAAUGUUAUUCAAUUAGUUCAUGGCAGUUGACGGUCUUUGACUCAACUGUUUAUUAAAAUUUCGCGACUUCUAGGAGUUUUCAGUCCUUCCACAAAUAAUUUCUGAAAAUAUUAGUUUAGAAUGCGCGGGAUGGCACGACUUAUAAAAUCGCACAGACUCCUUUAAAAAUCGUUGCUAUGUACAAGUCAGCCCUCCACCCCGAAAAAUCAAUUUUACUUUUAACGAGAUCCAAUUUACGACUGCGGCCGGGCAGCACCUCCGAUUCGUAUUUGAUAGGUCAUAUCUCUUUCCGUAGCGCCCUGAUACACUCGUGAUAUUUCCACUGAGAAAUACAGACAAUUUCUACGAAAAAUGGCUUCGGCAGAUCUGCAUUUGCGCUGCCUAAUAAAAUAGGGAUUUCUGAAACCAGCCCCAGGAAUAGUUUUUGAGCACACAGAGGAAUAGGAACAUUUCGUCACUGCAAAGGGCAUGAGAAACUGAACUUUGGACUUUUGGAAGUUGAAGAACUUAUGAACCAUAUCGCGCACAUUCUUUAUCCGUCAUCUGUGCUGCAUGCAUGUGUUUUUUGUGUUUCUGAAUCCAGGAAAUCGUCAGCGCUAUGGGGGUAGAAUAAGACCCAAAGGGUGCUGUAACGACCCAUGUGCACUUUCGUUGACACCUAUUUGAUAUUGUAUCUUAACUCGGUUUUGCCUGGUAUGUGUUAACCUAUUUGUAUUCUUUGCCAAAAGUAUGGCGUAUUAUUCGAUUACGUCGUAGAAAGUGACUUAUCUCACUCAAACACUCAUUAAAAUUUCGCAAUUACCCCGAAGACUUUUUGUCCUGGAAAGGGAAUUCCAAGUCCUUCCACAAAUAAUUUCUGAAAAAUUAGUCUAGAAUGCGCGAGAUGGCAUGACUCAUGAAAUUUCACGGACACUUUAAAAAUCGUUGUUACAUAUCAGUCGCCCCUUCGCACUCCCCAAAAGUGGAUUUUACUUCUUAAGAGGACAGAUGUACGACUCCUGUCGAGCAGCAGCUAAGAUUUGCAGUUGAUGGGUCUUAUCUCUUCGUUUAGCGCUCUGAUACACUCGCGAAAUCCAGGCAGUUGUAACGAAAAAUGACUUCGGCACAUCUGCAUUUGCAUUUUCUAAGAAACUCGAAUUUCUGAUACUAGCACCAGAAAUCCCUUUUGAAAGCACUGAACAACAUGAUUAUGUCGCAUCUCCAAGGGACAUUGUAAAAGCCUUCUCAGACGAAGUCAUCAUCCCCACUACUACAUGGACAAGUAGGAAAAUUAAACAUUGGAGUUUUGUUCGUUGAAGUACUUAAAACCCGUCACCUGUGCUGUGUGCACGUACAAUUUUGUGUUUCUGGUUCCAGACGGUUGUCAGUGCUAUCUCUAUCUCUAGACCCAAACUUUGCUGUAAUGAUUCAUCCGCACUUUUGUUGGCACACAGUUUGGUCUGAUAUGUGUUUCCCGCUAGUAUUCUCUGCAAAAAGUUUGGCAUAUUUUAGUUUCAAAAGUUAAUGGACCUAUUUUCACCAACUUUGAUGCAGAUUUAAGUAAACCGAAAUUCAAAAAUGCUUUUUUUGACCCGAACAAUGACUUGAGCAGAGUUGUAAUACCAAUCGACGUUAGGCAUAAUCCCAAAAUGAUGCAGUUACUUCAGGAUGCCGGCUUUUAAAUGAGCUUCUCACCGGCCGCCUGUAAAAACGACUUUCUGUAGAGCAUCGCUGCUUACGUAACGUGAAUUUUUUCAUUGAUUUUCAAUACCAUUGUAAAUUCGAAAAUAUUUCGCAGAAAAAAUUUACAAAAAUAUUCAUUCUUUUAAUAAUUUGGUAGAAAAUUAUGUCUUCUUUAAACUUCACACUUGAAAGAAAGCUAUAAUUUACCAAACAACUUCACCUUUUCGCAAAUAAUUUCGAACCCGAACUGCCGCUGUACUUACAUCCAGGGUUUUGACACUACAAGAUGCACACAUUUCGUUUACGGAAAAUAAUACAUUUCGAUACCUUAUUAAGAGGAGAAUAUAAAAAAAUUAUAAGAUUCAGCAGUGGAUUUGAGCCAUAUUGCAAACGUUACAGGCAAAAUUGGUAAAUGCAGGGACACGUUUUAUGAACGGGCAUUUCGCGGUCAUAAAAUAUCUGACGACUAAAAAACUUUUUAAAACCGCAUUACGCCAUUCUUUCAAGUACAAAAUUUGAAGAAGUAAUUUGCGUCCAAAUAAGAAAGCGAGUAAAUAUUUUUUGUAAGUUUUAGAUGAAAUAUUUUAGGAUCUAUAGAGGCAUUGAAAAGAAGUGAGAAAAAUGUAUGCAGUAUAUGUAGUCACUUUUUUCAGAUUGCGGUUUCUUAAGGCGACCAGAAAGAAGAUAGUUCAAAAGUCGGCAUCGUGAAGUUUUUGAAUUAUCCUGGGAUAAGGCCUCACGGUGAUUAAUAUUACAAUCCUACAUAGGUGAUCUUUUCAAGUCAAAAACCCAUUAUCGAUUUUCGGUUAACAUCUCAUGAGUAAGCGCGCGUCUGUGUCCCGCGUCGUUCCGGAAGUGAGCCGAUUUGAGUAUAUGGAAAUCUGACUACGAUGAACGAUCGGAAGCGUAUAACAUACCAACAUUCAUGCAAUCGACUUUUAGUGCUGUUAGGUGAUCUGAGGAGCGGACGAUGAACUCUCUGCUUCAUGAGCAUUACGACUGCCAGUGAAGAACGCCUCCAAACAGUCAGUCAGCAAUAGGCCAACGGCAAACUCUGUGUCCGAGCUUCUAAUCCCGAGUUAGGCGAUUGUCGGGCAAUGCUCUCACCACUGCGUUGACAGGCUCGCGUCUGUAUGGACGUGUGCAGCCCGGACUAACGUGAGGACAGCAAUUGGGCCAGACACAGUUACUCCCUUGUCUCUUUUUUUCAUUAAAAUCUCCGUAGCUGCUUACUGCUCGUUGUUGCGCGCGACGACCUCUGUAAGCAGCCGACUCCAAAUGUCACUGUAGAUCCGAGGUGUUCUUUUUUCCCGGAAUUCAAGGUAGAUGGGUGCGCGUCACUCCCAUCUGACGCAUCUUAUUAUGCCGCUGUUGGUGAGUUUUUGUCAUACCUGAAAGAAAGUGGACUUUUUUAAAUUAUGCAAACGACUUUUGCUGCUGAUUUCUUAAUUAGUUUGACUUGACGAUAGUUCCCUCUAGGGGCGCGUAGUAUAGGCAGAGCAACAUUACACACAAAGACAAGGGAGACUGACAGCCGGCGGUCAAUAAGUCAGAAAUGGCCAAUCCAGUCUCCCUUGUCUUUAUCGGCAAUGCUAUUCUGCAUAUAUAUAUAUAUAUAAUAGGGGGCACUCACCGAUCGUUCGUACGGAACAACCUCGUUCCGUUGUGCCUUAUGGACUCUAUCUCCAGUUCAACCUUUGUCGGUCUAAAAUCUUUGCUAGUAGGCAUGUAUUAAAAAAGAAAGAGAGUGAGUUCUCCUCAAAAAUUUACAAGACGGUGGCACCAGCCGGCCGCCGAAUAAAAUUAACAAGAACGAAAGUGAGAUUUCACCGCUAGAUCAUUUACUGAAACAAGGCAGACCACUGAUGUUUGAGAGCGGUGAACACGGAGUGACAGUGGAUUUUUGGGCUGCGGGAGAAGGGGUAGUGAGCGGUUGCGACUCUCUUUGCCGGGGGGAGGGGGAGAGGAGGGAGGAGGAAACGGAUUAAUGUGACUGCAGGCGGCCGGCUUAACGGCAGACAACCGUUUGAACAGCUGUCAGCUAAUAAAGUGAUUGCAUAAUGAUGGCAUGUGUUGGCGUAAACGGGAUCAAUUUUUUUUCCACGGAUAGCGUUCGCAAGUGCAACGGUGGGUUGAAGUUCAGAAUUAUUCGGAAUGUGGAAAAUUUUUGGGAAGCCGAGUCAUACGCUUCCCCCGAAUAUAAAAUUGGAAGAAGACGUCAUUUUCUACCGAAUGAGUGAAAUAAUGAAUAUUUUUAUGCAUGCUUUCCAUGAAAUAUAGUUGAAUUUUAAAUGGCAUCGAAAAUCAAUUAGAAAAUUACAUGCUAAUUAAGUAGCCUUUUUAUCAACUGUGGUUAUAUAUGCGCCGAUAAGAGGUUCGUUCGACAGGCAGCAUCCCGAGACAACUGAAUUAUUAUAGAAUUAUGCCGCAUGAUGAUUAAUUUUAAAACCCUACUAAAGUAGCCAUUUCGAAACGGAAAUGCAUUUCAGGAUUUCCAAUAACCUUUCAUAACUUUGCACACCUACUGUAUCUAGCGGCAUUAAGCAAAGUCGUUGCAGCUUUGUCUGCCCUCACAUAGAAAGUUAAUAUGCUGCAUCAACUUCUGCGGGCGGCAGCCUGUGUGAUUAAAAUCAUAAACUCGCCACAUCACAGUACAUGACGCGUGCUCGGAUAGUCAUACGAAGGCCCGAUGAUCAGUGGAGUCAGUCAGAGGUAACCCCUAGAAGUUCAGAAUCUCUAAAGAAGACGGAGGACGAGUUUUUUGUGUUUACGGUCUGCCUUCGGUAAAAGCAAACUUGAUCAUUUUUAUUUUCACAAAUCUCAUUCAGGAUUGCGAUGACGAUGCUUUAAAUUGUAAUCCAAUGCCUUUGGGAUAAAAAGUAGUUAUUUGCUCAACUGCGGAAGGAAAGGCAAGCGAUCGGCAUUCAAAAUUGGUGGUCAAACUUCUGCCAACUUUGCUGAAAACGCCGGUUAGCUAGAUUUUGACAUUUAUUUAGACACAACACGACAAACCGGGAGCUAUCCCUAAACAGAGAAUAACUCUUUAACCCAUGCUCUUGGAAUAAGUACGCACUAACAUACUCGAGAUAUGAAUUUCGAAAGAAAUAUCACAGGCUUAUAGUCGAACAAAUAAAACACAUUCCAAAUGUAUAGCUUAGGAUCUCUUACGAAGAUAACUGAAGCUAGCACGUAAUCUGUGUACUUAAGCAACACUCGUUUUAAUGAUAACUUGAUAUUGCAUAUGCGAAAGUAAUUAUAUUUACAUAAGAUUGCUACAUCUGUGCCUAACUAGCUGACGCGAAUUAUCACAGACAGCGCUGUAAAAAGAUACAGAAUUUUGCAAUGCCGAUGAUAACUCUUCCUAAUUGAUCGUCCUCCCAUAUAGACUUGUUCGGUUAGAUUUUAUUUCGAAGCCGCACCCGUUAGGGGGUUACGGCUUGUGUGAGGACGCUCUAUCGACGUGUCGAAACGCACUGCAGUGAGCCGGAAGACAAGAUUGCCGAACUACAAAAUUUCCGACGGGUCUUCAGAGCCAAUGGCUACCCGCACAACUUCGUCAACCGGUGCAUACGCAAAAGGGACGAAAGGCCUAACCGCACGGACACCAAAUCUUGGCGAGCGCUUCCGUACCUCAAGAAGGUUUCGGAAGCUGUCGGCCGCCUUCUCGCAUCACUUGGGGUUGCAGUUGCACACAAAACGAAGGCAACCAUCAGACGUCAGUUAAUGAAACCAAAAGACCCGCUGCCACUGCAGGAAACGUCUGGAGUAGUUUAUCGGAUCUGGUGCAGUUGUAGACAAAGCAACUACGUCGGGAAAACCGGAAGACAGUUCGAACGUGAAUGGCUGAGCAAGCUGCAGCAGUGUGCAGAAAUGACGUCAGCUCUCAAGCUGCGACUCAGCCGACGAGAUUCGGCCACAGAUUCAAAUUCGACGAGGCCGUUUUUUUCGCAAGAGGUGACAACCGCGUGGGCCACGAGCUGCUUGAGUCAUGGUUUACUGACUCCCAGUCCAUUAACAAAUGCAAUGACCUUCCUCUUCCAUACUCGGUGCUAAGACUUAGCCUAGGCGGAGUAAUUAGCUACGCGGGGAGCGAACAGGUGAACAUUUCCCCAACACAGAGGUUGGUGCGUCGCAUGAUCGAGCCAUCAUCACACCAACAUGCAACGCACGUGAUGAAAUUGCGGCAAGUGUCCGCCAUCAAACAGUUAUCGCACCAAGUGCAAAGGUCCCUACUGAGGGGGGGAGCCGCGAAUAUUCAUUGGUACGCAGUAGCAUGACGAAUGUAUCCUAUAAAUACUGCAGCCUCUUGUGCAUGAACCACCCGUAUCUACUAUUUGUCUGAUGAUGGGUCCAAACAGGAAUCCGAAACCUCAGGCCAAUAAAGUUCUUGUCCCAGCGAUCGUGUCUCCUUCUUAAAGUUAGGGCUAUGUGUUAUGGGCUGAGGUUAGGCACUGGGGCUACGGACUAAGGUAAGGGAUAUGGGCAAGGGGUUAGGGUACGAGGUUAGUGUUAAGCCCUCUUUUAUGACUGGUCCUGUAUGACAGAUGGCUGGAGCUUUCCUGCUGCAGCUGCGGUAACCAAAUAAGAUUUGACUGUUCAAGUCCAACCAAGAUGGAUCCUAACUUUCCGCUAUUAACCCACUGAAGGAAGCUGUCUCCAACUGCUCACGGUCAGUGGUUCUGAACUGCACGUAAAAUCGGAAAAAAUAUCAGCCAGGAAGGCAGUUCGUCGCAUCUUCAUUGCAAUCGAGGGCUUUCCAUCCAACUUAUUAAUAUCUACUGUUUUCUUCACUUAUUCGAAUCGUCUCGGCAUUUGAGCGAAGUUGUUGAAGCCUUGUCUGCCCUAAGAGAUAACAGACAAUAUGCUAACAGCAACUGAAUUUCCUUGCAUUUGCAUCUUCCCUAGGAGAGUGCAAUGGUCUUUGUCAAGCAGUGGACUUGCCCUUUUGCUUUAAACAGGCCAACAAACUGCAGGCAGUGAAGCAUAAUUACCGCGGGCUGCCGUCAAUUAGUCUCAAUCGGUUGCCAGCUUCUGUUGCAAACCAUCAUUUAAAGUACUGCGGCCUGUUUGACAAACUGUACAGUGCGUGACCGAUCUCAUGACCUGUUAGCCAAAAUUCUGGAAUGUAUUUCCGAUUAGGAAGGAUUACUUAAGUGGGUUUGUUAUACUGAUUAACAUGCAGCAUAACCCUGUAACAUUUCGGAAUCGCUUUUUAAUGCACUUCGUUUUGACCUCCUGCAGAAACCACACUCGGAAAGAAAUGAUUACUUAUGUAGCACGCAUUUCUUUCCAUUGAUUUUCGAUGGUCUUAUAAAUGUAAAUAUAUUUUAUAGAAAACAUGCACAAAAUAUGCUUUCUUUUACUCUUUUGGUAGAAAAUUGCAUUGUCUUAAUAUUAAGGGCUGAAAAAAGUGCAUAUUUAGGUUUCAAAAAGGUUCUUACUAUAAGAUUUUUAAGACCGUGCAAUGUCCAUGCAUGCAGGACCGCAGAUGUAACUUUAUUAAUGCUCAUCAUGAAAUGUACAACACAAUCCGGAUCCAUUGCAAAAUUUCAUAAGCAAUUUGUGGUAUCGUCUUAUAGACAGAGCGGAAUAUGUGAUUUUUCUUACGUGAAAAGCAUGCACCUUGUAGACUGUAAUUUCUGAACGCUGAUGUAAUGGCAGAUCAGGCUGAAAAUUAAUCGGGAAUUGGGAAACUUUUUUUAAACCUAAAUACACACUUUCCUCAGGCAUAAAAUAUGAAGACAAGUGAUUUUCUACCAAGGGAGUAAAAGAAAUCUUAUUUUGUGGAUGUCUUCUAUAAAAUAUAUUUGAAUUUAUAAGACGAUCGACAAUCAAUAAGAAAAAUGCAUGUUACAUAAGUAGUCAUUUUACCGAGUGUGGUUUCUGCAGGAAGUUAAAAAGAAGUGCAUUCAAAAAGCGAAAUCCUGGCGAGUCCGAAAUGUUACAAGGUUAUGCUGCAUGAUAAUCAGUAUAACAAACCCACUUAAGUAAUCCUUCCUAAUCGGAAAUGCAUUCCAGAAUGUUGGCUUGUAUUUCAUGAGAUCGGUCGCGCACUAUAUUUCCCUAGUAGAGUAGUAACAAAGGGAGUUAAAAUGCUGCAUCACCUUAUGCGAGCGGCAGCCAGUGUGGUUAAAAUUAUAAACUCGCUACAUUACAGGACAUGACGCGUGCUCGGACAGUUAUAAGAUAGCCCGACGAUCAGAGGGUCAGUCAGCAGUUACCUUCAGCAGUCCAAAAUCUCUAAAGAAGCCGGAGGAGGAGUUUUUUGUGCUGGUAGAUUGCCAACAUGCAAAAAAGGCCUACUUUCGGUUAAGGCAAACUUGAUCUCAUUUUAUUUCCACAGAUCUCAUUCGGGAUUGCGAUGACGGUGCCUAUCAAACCAGAAUUCGGCCUGGGUCUUCUCACAACCGGCUGCUCUCCCGGUGGUGGUAACUCAAACGUCUGGACUCUCCUACUGCAUGGCGAUCUUAACCUCAGUAUGACGAUGACAUUCAUCAGCAGCGUUGCUGCCCUAGGUAAGCCCAUUCUGCUUGAUACGUCUUGUCUGUACUGAUUACUUUUCGGGAAGAACGUGGGAGAACAGAAUUCGCACAGUGUGAGGACUUUCGCGCACCGGAAUUCAUGCGUCGUUAGGCGGAUUUAGUCUUGCCUAUUUCUGCCUGAUACAGAGAGAGAGGAGUACUUUAUUUUGAAAAUAACAUUCAAAACUUUCAGCAAAAAACGGUUCUCCAGUACACAGCGAUUACCAUAGAGAUUAACAGGUAUUGGACAGGUGGACAUAAUUAUAUAUGAAGAAAAAAGGACUUUAAGGUGCAAGAUCAAGUUUUAGCUUUUGUUUUUCAGCAUCUUUACGGGUGAGAUACCGGGCUAGAAAUGGCAGUAUGGAAUUCUGAUAAGCCGAAGUGCGACAGGGGAUGUGGCGGAAGCAUCGACGCAUGGGGCGUAAGGAUUUCGCAGACAUUAACUCAUUAUGAAGGGGAUGGACGGUGUCAUUCAGAAUUCGGUCAGCAAAUUGUAUAAUAGUGUAUUUUAGGAUAACAGGCAAUGCCCUUGGUGACCCUAUUGAAAACGGUACAUAAAAUAUAAAUGUUAAAUGUACAUCUUACUAAUAUUUUGUCAGUAACAUAUUUGUCCACGGAAAACAUUUUCACAAUGCGGGACUGCGAAGGGUGAGGCAGGCGGUCUCCUCAGUGUACAUAUGAAAUUCUCAGUGCAGUUAUAUACAAUCAGCAUAAAGUGCUGUCAUUUGCAUAGUUUGAGAGGAGAAAUUUCAUUAAAAGUCAGGGAUGUGUUAGGUAGGGAUGAAAUCAAGAAAUGCAUUUAUGGCUGGCCGCAGAUAGUCCUGUUGUGAAAGUCGUUGUUUAUCAAAGAUCAAACUAUCGAGCUGCCUUUUGAAUGCAGCGAUUGUAUCAGAUGUCGCUAUUUCACUUGGGAGUGAGUUCCAUGGUCGAACAACACGCUGGCUGAAGGAAAACUUCCGAUUGUCUAGGCAAGUACGCUCCCGCUUGACUUUGUACGGGUGACCGCGCAGGUGACUCGUGGUCGUGAAUUCAAAGAAGUCGUCAGUUUUUAGCGAACACUGAUGUCCGUGGAUAAUGCUCCACCGUAUUGAAGUGUCACUGCACGAUGAUAUCAACUAAAAUAUGAUAGGAAACACCAGCAGCAGAGGCGAGCAUUCGAAUGACACGUUUAAAAAUAAUUAGAUCUUUUUGAAGUAAAGCUGGAAAAAUAACUGGAGAACAAUAAAGAUUGAGUGGAAGAAUACAGCCAUCUAUGAAUAGCCAGAUUAAGGACUGGGGUGUGCGAUAUGAACGCAGACGACGAAUGUAAUAAACAAGAUUUUGAAUUUUGGUUAAAAGGGUUUCCAUAUGAAGAGAGAAAGAGAGAUUUGAGGACAAAGUAACACCUAGGUACGGGAAAGAGGAUACCUCAUUGGGAAGAGUAUCCAAAGGUUCAGGAAUGGGAGAGGGUCGCAAUCGAAACACACACUGUACUGAUUUCUGAUUGUUGAGUAGGAGUCCAUUAUUCGACGACCAUGCGGAGACGUGAUCUAAACCAUCCUUCAAAGACCGUAGGUGAGUCAGGUUUUUGAGUGGGUGGCAUAUGACAUUGUCAUCGGCAUACUUAACAUACAGGCAGUCGUUUGGCGAUCUCAAAUCCUCAGUAUGUAGGGAGAAAAGAUGAGGGGAUAAGAUGGAACCUUGUAGAACUCCACAAUUGUUUGGAAGAAUAGAAGAUUUUCUCUUUCCCGACUGGACAAACUGUGUGCGGAAGGAAAAAUAAUCUCUAAGCCAAGAAACAACCCAGCUCGGAGCGUCACACGCAGCUGCUUUGGUCAGUAGGAGUUGGCGCGGAAUAGUAUUGAAGGCGGAUGAAUAGUCGAGAAAAGCACAUGCAUAUGCACGGCAUCCCUUGUCUAAGUCCCUCAAAGCUGAAUGGACAACUAAAGCAACAACAUCCAAGGUGCUACGCUUUGCCUUGUAUGCAAAUUGUAGAGGAUCAGAAAAAUUGACGGAGGAGUACUUACGGGAAUCUAAUGCAACUCGUUCAGUAAGUUUCAGGAGUACAGAAGAGCAGGCAAUCGGACGGAAAGAUUUAGGAGUAAAAGUUAAAGAUUUUUUAGGGAUUGGAGUAAUUCUUACUGUACGCCAGGCGUCAGGAAUCUUGGACUCUAUGAAGGAUAGAUUAAUAAGGUGGGUCAAGACGGGAGCUAUCUGCAAACAGCAAGACUUAAGGAGAAAAGGAGAGACACCGUCCGGCCCAGCCGCCGUUAACCCGCGAACCUUUUUGAGAUGGUGUUCCACUGCUGUCACAGUCACAGGAGUAAAGUCACAUGGUGGUAGGUAAAUUUUGUUUGGGCGAGAAUGGGAGUCGUUAGAAGUACAGAUAAAAUUUCGAUUUAAAGAGUUUAAAUCUACAUCAAUGGGUUCAAGUAUAUUACGUUGACCAGUUAGACGCUUGGAAUUUCUCCACAGUUCAGCAGAAGAAAAAGGAGAGGAGGGGGUGGAUGAAGCAGAAAAAAGUUGACUAACGAAUAAACCGUUAAGUCUGGCGAUUUCGUUCUUUAUUAAAACAUUGAUAUCCUUUAGCUUGUCACGCUGACCUAGUUUGUAGAAGGCUUCUUUCGACGUCUCAAGUGUUUGAGGGUGACUUGUACGUCUUGUCUAUACUGAUUACUGUUCGGGAGUAGCGUGGGAGAACAGAAUUUGCACAGUGUGGGGACCUUCGCUCACCGGAAUACAUACGUCGUUAGGCGGAUUUAGUCUUGCCUAUUUCUGAAUGUCAACAGUCGAAUCUGUUCAGAGGUCGUGUUGUCAGCACGCAUUUGAACCAGUGCUGUUCACCUCGUAAGCGUCUGUCCGUGAGCUGCAGACUCUGUUACCCAGUAUUUCAUUGGUUGCCCUGGUGGGCGCUUGGAACUUGUUUGGUUAGGACGUCUCCGCCGGAAGCUCAAUGGCAAUGAAAACAGUUGCUGCGUACUGCUGAUGGGAAGGAACUGCCAGGUGAUCUAAUGCUGUCUGGGUAAAAUGUCCAACUCAUUUGCUACGAACCUCAAGGAAGACUGAAAAAUCGAGCCUGACCAGAAAGUGUCUUCUCGAAUAUAACCUCGUUGUUUGGAUUUUAACCGGGGUAGAAGGACUUGUGAAUUAAGACAAACCACCGAAGAACUUAAACCUUGUAGUUCAGUUUAGAUCAGUUUUUCAGCGUCCGAGUUAUCUUUACACAUAAAAUGCGCAUUGUACGUUUGAAGAGCUGACUGAGUCAGUGAGGCAAACGCCGAACGUUUCCAAGAUCUGCAGGGUUUCGAAAUGCUACCCUCAACCAACAUUGAGGAAGACCUAAUGGCCACGGGGAAUCUAUUCGUCAUACAAUAUCCCUCUCUCUCGUAAAUUAAGCCCGACUUGUGCUUGGUACGAAUACGAUAAUGUCUGCUCCAGUCGGCCUCGAUGAUAUCACGGACUGUACUCCGCAGCAGCAGAUUUGGAUAGGUCAACCCGUUCGCCUCGCAAGAGACGGAGAGAAGGUGCAAGAACCGCUUUCACGUCGUGACGAACCGUGUCGAGCCGCGUCCUGAGUUGACUCCCGCUUCAAUGUCUCCACGUGCGUAACGGCGCUGGGUCGAGUGCAGCCAUAGUGAGCUCGUGGGCUGGACGUCAAAGAGUAUUUGAAGAAGAAGAUGGGCACACCAGAACAGGUUUAUUUAGAUGCUGACGGUUCGAGGAGCUUGGUCGGCUUUCCAUUGUCAAAACGGAAAAAGCACUUAAUUGACCAGAAAUCCCAAGUGGCGUGUCACGUUGGUCGGCCUUCUGAUGAUCGAUUUUUUUCUCCUCUCGCCGUCCCGGCCUCUCGGGGGAUGAUUGACGGGCAUUUUGUCUGCGUGCUUUGUGAGUCACCACUCCGUCGGGGGAAGAUAAUUGAACCAGUGUCGGGUUGUCGGUCUGGUGGUUCUUGUUCUUCCUUACCGAGUAAAUUCGCCAUCGUGCUGUCUUCUUAAGUUCGGUGUGGUUGUUUGGUCCUGAGCUCUACGAUUGUGAUGACGUAGAACUUUGCAAGCUGCAGGAAGGUCCAGAUGCCUGUUGAUAGAGUGAGCAUCGGAGAACCACGUCUCGAGAGUUAGCCGUUUUGCUUUUGUGCUGCCCCGGCCUAAGAUUGUAGCUCACUGGAGAUCGAAAGUAUGCCCAGUUUCUCCAACGUGUGUUGUUGAUUGAGAGUUUGGGUCUAACCUCCGAGUAGCCGAUUUGUGCUCAUGUGGGCGAGUCUGCAAUUUCCGCCCGGUUUCUCUCAAACAGUUGUAGUCGCCCUCGUAGCAAUUUAUUUUGUAGAUAACUGUCGAGGUUUCGGCGGGUGGCAAUGGGUCCUUAGGUUGCAUCAGAUGGCCUCGAAUUGUUGCCUGGGAUCAGUGGGCUAUGCCUACUCUGGCAGGUUGUAACAAUCGAGAGACCGCCUCAGAGAUCCCUUUAACGUAGGGAAUGACCCUUCAGACUUCAGGUUGCUGCUCAUUUGGCCGUCGUCUGUGCGCCCGACGUCUGCUUCUCUCGAUAAAAUGUGUGGGAUAACCAUUUGCUGCAAAUAGGUUCUGAAGAUACAUUCGUUCGGCUCUUUUUAUCUUCUGGCGUGCUGCAAUGUGUUUCGACUCUUUGGAAUAGAGUGCGGACACAGCUAUGUUUGUGAGACCGCCGUAGUCGUCUUUUUAAUGGCCUGCGAUAUCGUCGCGAUAUUGUCGCAGCAAGUACAGACUGUCUCAUUUGAGAUAAAGUCGGCGUACUUCACUCGAAGGAUGAUCCUCAAACAGUGGCGGGCAAAUACCUCCAGUUUAAGCUCAUCCUCCACGAGUACAGUCCAGCAUUCGCCAGUUCGACUGUCGUGGCCGACGAGGUUCACAGUGUGCUGCAUAGCAGAGCCAGGACAGACAGGGUGACAUGUAUGUGAGUUAGUUUAUAGGGGUCGCAGUCCUGCACAGCAUCUAACUCACUCUCAUUCUCCUCCCCUCCUGCGUCCGGCGUCAAAAACAUAGUCAAAGGCGGAAGAUGACGCAGGUGACUGGCAUGGCCGGACCCGCAUCUAGGCGUGCCAAUUCACGCCCCCUGGUCCACGACAAACACUUCACCAGGAUUUUAACCAGCAACAAAAUGGGGGGUGGCAGAAAUCCCGAUCGGCGCGAAGUGAGCCGUCAACUGGCCUGCCACCGCACCCCAAAUGCUGACAUUUGUUAUGGUUGUGCAUUCCCUAAAACACCUGCCAGUAUCCAACGUGGCCCCCGUGUCGGUCCAGCGCAUCUGCAGCGUGGCCCAUUUUGGGGGUCCAACAUUUACAACUAUUCAGAAGGAGCGACCAAACGGGGACAGAGAUGUCGCGUCGGGUUCAUAGACCAACAGCGCCAGUUUAGGAGACAAUGUCGUUCUUACUCUGCCCAUUCGGCAGUAGCCUCACGCCGAGGUAUUUAAAACUGUCUACAUCUUCACGCUGGCAACCAUUGCACUCAUGAGGUGCUUUCUUCUUUUCAGGGAUGUCAUAUGAAAUCGCUUUGGACUUUCCAGAGUUUUUGGAAAAACCGACGGAUUUAGCGACUUUAUUUACCCGUAACACGAUAAACUGUAGAUUGUCCAAGUCUGAAACGAGAAAAGCAAUAUCCUCAGUGUAGUUGACAUCGGUCAGCCGGCGGCUGGGUGCAAACUCCACACUCUCAAAACCAUGAGAGGCCAUUCCGAGAAUCCAAUCAGUGGGAUAGUUGAAUAGAAUGGAUGAGAGGAUGCAAUACUAUCGAACACCAGACCCGAUAUCGAGCGACUGGGAGAGGUUGGUAUGGACUCGAAGUCGCGCGGUGGUUAAGUGCUAGUAGGUCUUCACCGUGGCGAGGAUUUUGACUGGCACACCUACAAGUUUCAUUACGUGUCCGAGGCAUUCCCAAUGAACAGAAUCGAACGCAGCGCCGAGGUCAGCACAGCAGACGGCCCUCUGUUGUUGGUAGCUAAGGCGGAAUUCGAGAAUGCUCCACAGUGUAGAUAUCUGCGCGUCACAUCUACGCCCGGCCUAGAAUCGCCUGAAAAGGACGGCGGCGAAGACCUUUGUGGCAACAUCGAUGAGGCUUGUACCGCUGCAGGUUGCACAUAUUGUCCUAUUAUUCGUACUGAAGGCAGGUGCAAGUAUGCUCGAGAUGUAAGUAUCAGGAAUUAUCGCAUAACUCCAAGCUUGUUCAAUCAAAUGGCGCCGGAAUUCCGGUAAAGGGCACACCAUCUUCUCUGGAUGCCUUGUUGUUACGCAGCCUUUGUAUUGCGCCAGUGUCCUCUUCUUCAGAAGGGGGGUCGCAUGGCUCUGUAUAGACUGCGGAGGGAUAAUAUUCUGCGAUGGGUGUGAUGGGGUAUCUAUGAAAGUUGACAAGUGUUGGAAGUGCUCAUGCCAGCGAUUGAUCUUCGUCGAUUUGUUAACAACAGAAGCGCCAUUUGCAUGGUGAACAGAGUCGCUCACUGCCGGGGACUUACCACUAACUGUUGUUUUUGAAUUUCCUCAGAAAUCAACCGCGAAUUUGGAGUAGGUCAGUAUAUUCCAGGUUCAUAGGCGUAUACCCAAUUUUGGGUGUAUGUAUGUAUGGUCCAUCAGCCACAGCGGAUAACACCGCAAUAUUUAAUAACUACCUACAGGCAGCUAGUAGUAUAUUUUAGUGUAAGAGGAUAGCAUACUAGCAGCAUAGUUACUAGCUAUGAGCCCACCAACACGAUUUGUGACACCUAGGCGCCUCGCACACGACGUUUUGAGUGCAGAGUAGUGAAUUCCAAGCAUGUACGAUCGGGAACAUUGUGCGAUCCAUGGGCCUUACUAAUUCUGGCACCACGGAUCGGUCUGCCAUAGUGAACACAGCUGUAGGACCUCGAACUGACGAUCGACCCAACCGGUUGUAAAACCCUCCUUUAAAUACCAAAUCAGCCGAUGUUCGUCGCAAUGAUGGAAACACGUGUUGGCGACAAAUAGUCGGUUCUGAUCAGUAAUACUCAACAUUCUCUCCCCAUUGUUGUAUCACGAACUAAACCCAAAGCAGCCAAUAAGGUGACUGUUUGAAUAGUCGCCUGAUCCAGUUAAGCCUUUCCAGGCUCCUGCAACAGCCAGCAGAUCCCGGCUAGGGAGUUUCUCAACUAAUGCAUACCGACCGCGAGUAAAAUAUAUUUCAGUUCAGUUCAGUUUUUAUUAAGGAGUAUAUAGGCGUGCGACUUUGAACUCCCUAUUGGUAAAAAUCCUUUGAAACUAACACUGAGAAUUGGAAAGUUGAAAAAAGAUUGUGUGCAUAAAUGCAAGUGAAAGGCAGGUAACUGCCGGCUAGCUGAAAAAGGGUGAACAUGAACGUUUCCUCGUGCAACGUAAGUAGUAUAAGCGUAUAUAAGUUGGGUGGUGGGUUCUGGGAAUGUGUGUGUGGCUUGUAAUUGGUAAGCCAGAUAUGCGUCGAGUCCACACUUAAAUAAGUCCACGGAGGAGGAGCGUACAACGUCAUUAGGCAGGAAAUUCCACACUGUAACGACUUUCGUCCACUGAUCCUUGCUUUACCUGCGCGUAGUUUCAUGGGAUAACCGCGCAGAGCUCGUGUUCGAUUGAGUGAAGUAAUCACUGGGAUCUAAGCAACAGUUGAGGCCGUUUACAAUGCUGAAUGUUAGUAGAAGGUCACUACGCAGUUGCCUGUGGGAAAGGAGAAACAGGUUGAGAGUUAUCUCUGCAGUUGAUGUUGCUUCGUACACGGAGACAACAGGUAUGUUUGUAAAGUGACCCUUUAGUCGUACAUAGGCCAUCCGGUCAUUGACUGGUUCGCAAGCAAGUAGUAAACGGUUCGUAUGUUGCCAGAGGGCGAUCGCCAUCCUGUCUGCUAAAAGAGUCGCGCGGACUGCAGUGGUACGGGAGGAAGUGUGAAUGGAGCCUCAGGAUAUUUAUUUCCCGAGCGCCAGUUAAGAAUUCGGGCUUUAGACAGGCAGCUGACAUCCAUAUUUUACUCGUGAAGAAUGCGCUGCGUCAGAUUUUGGGUACCAGUGUCCGAUACCUAGGGUCCGUUCUCCAUUGAGUAGUCCGACUGACAUACAAACCCCCACCACUGGGGCCGGGUUGCAAAGAGCAUCGGUUCCCGCGGAUGUAGUUUCAUGAAUGGUAAUACUGCUUUCAGACAUAUUUUCGUGAGUUUUCUUAGGCCUCAUGAGUACAGCCGGGACCCCAGCAGCCGCUCGGAUCGUCUGUUCGAGACUGUCUCCUCUAGCGCUUUGGCUUAAGGAGCCAACUACAAGGCAGCGGUGGCAAUCAAUAUUACUUAAUGGUGGUUCACAGUCGCCGUGUCUCGGUGUCGUCAUCGAGUGUCGGGGAAUUUUAUAGGGUUAUUGGCGUCAUGGAUCCCAGUCAUCCGAACUCUUGUAGCACCUUUGUUGCCAGUCCGCGACUGCGUAUUCGCCAGACUCGAGAGUAUGCUUAUUUCGCGGCUUAUCUUUGCCGAUGGCCGUCCUAGUAUUUUCCACCUAUGGACUCGCAGGGUAGUCAGCCGCUAUCCCAGAAGAACACUUUUAAUACCUAAUCCGCUUAUGACAAUCACAAACGUUUCAGUAGGCAACACGUGCGGUUCACACGGUGGAACGCACGAAAGGAUUUGUCGGCAGGGUAGUCAGCAGCUAUCCCGCGGAUGCCGUUUCAUGAAUGGUAGUACUGCUUUCAGACAUGUUUUCGUUACUUUUCUUGGACAUCAUGAGUACAGUUGGGACCCCAACAGCCGUUCGGAUCAUCUGUUCGAGACUGUCUCCUCUAGCGCUUUGGCUUAAGGAGCCGACCAAAAGGCAGCGGUAGCAAGCAAGACUACUUAAUGAUGGUUCACAGUCGCCGUGUCUCAGUGUCGUCAUCGGGUUUGGGGAAUUUUAUAGGGUUGUCGGCGUCUCGGAUCUAAGUCAUCCGAACCCUUGUAGCUCCUUCGUUGCCGGUCCGCGACUGCGUAUUCGUCAGACCUGAGAAUAUGCUUAUUUCGCGGCCUGACCUUGCUAAUGGCUGUACUAGUAUUUUCCACCUAUGGACUCGCAAGGUAAUCAGCAGCUAUCCCAGAAGAACACGUUUAAUGCCGUAUUCGCUUGUGACGGUAACAAGCCUGUCAGUAGGCAAUACGUGUGGUCCACCCGGUGGACCGCCUACUUAAAAAAGCCCAAGUUUCAUCCACUAGAUCCUCAGUGGUGAAAACAUUUUUUGGCGAUGGCCAAACAUAGAGAUUUAAAGGAUUCCAAGGCAGUAUGUGAAAACGCGCACAAUGCUGUUAAUCCGAAGAACUUGAGCAGUUUAACAGGAGUCGCAGUGAAGACUAUUCAUACCGAAUAUUAAAUGGCAAAUAAUUGCAAUGUUGUAGUUUACAAAAGCGGCAAGACCAAAGUAGUCGGAAAACAUUUGCCUCCGUUUUGAGAUCGACAGUUCAAACAAAACGCAAGACCUUGUAGGCAAGGCUCAAGUACGCUGCCCUAGUCCCAGUGUAGGCACAAUGUGGGCAUUGUAAGCCGAAGAGGGAUGAUGAGAUCGACUGUAGUGAAAGUAACCGAGGCUGUAACCGAGGCGGCAGCCUUAUGUAUGACAAGUCUACUGCGACAUUAAAAAAAGCCUAAAUUCCCCGCAAAAGACAUGACUCACAGGAGACGCGGGGCAGCAAUAAUUCAAACCUAAUAGUAAACGUAACCGUUACCUCAAAAGUAAGCUUAAUCCUUUACGUAAUUAUAAACCCGACGCUGAACCUAAACUUAAAACUAAACCAAACCCUAAACCUACCACAAACAGUAGCCCUUAUUCUAAACCUAACCUUAACCCUGAGCCAAAUCCUAACCUCAACCUUAACCCCGACCCUAACCUUAACCGUAUUUCGAGCUCCAACUGUAAACAUAACCCCAGUCCUAACCUUAAUCAUAACCCCAAACCUAACCUUAACCGUAACCCAAACUCUAACCCUAACCUUAACACCGAACGUACACCUAAAGCGCAAUAUAAACCACAACUCCAAUCGAAUUCCCUAAACUUAACACAAACCCUAACCCUAAACUCAAUUCUCAGUCUGGCACUAACCAAAACUCUAGAACUAAGCCAAACUCUAAACCAAACCACAAGGUUGCGCUUUUCUGUUUUAACUUUGGCUACUUUCCCGCUAUCGAUUUUAGCAUCCUUCUUCGGCUUACUUUACUUGUAUUGCCCACAUUGCGUUUACACUUGAGACCAGGGUAGCGCCACCAACCCCUAUCGUAAAUCGUACAUCUUUGUUGCAGUUUGUCGAAUGCUAGAUUGCCCUUUUUAUGCAUUUUUUACUAAUUCAACCACUAGCCAGGCUUAUGCCUGCAAGUACGUGGCCUAGAAGCCAAUAUAAGGACAGAAUACUUAACAAUGAAUGUUAAGCACGGGUUAGAAAUGCACCGCUGGGUGGAGUAUGAGCAUCCAGCGGAGCCGUCGGUAGUCCACAGUAGUUGGUACGGGAGCAGGACCUCACUGUGACCUUGUAGGGUGUGUUCAGCUUCAGUGCAGAGACCAAACAGGAAAGGCUGUUCGAGAUGCAGAUCCUCCUCAUCGCGGCGUCGAUCACCCCGACCGCUGUAACCUCGUAAGUGUACCGCUUUCUGGAGUCUCACCUAGACGGACUCCAAGAUACGUGCAUGUCAGUGGCGCUUUCAUAAGUCACUGCGAAGGCGUCAAAGGACGCUGAAGUAACAAGAGGAAGCAGAUGCUGUCACUUCACCUGCUUCUCCAGUGACUGCGAACGAUAAAGUGCCGGCCAAGAGGCACUAGGUGUUCAUUAAAGUAAACUUAAUGACGAAUUUAGGCAAAAGUUCGAGUUCCAGGUGUACGUAUAGGUGAAGAUAAGGCUGAUCGGGCAUUGGAGAACUGUGUUUUGAGGUUUCGAAAUGGUGCCGGAGUCCAUCGUUAGAGAAAACGGCAGCAACAAAAAAGCGACUAUUAUAGGGCGUGCUAACCAAUCAUCCAUCAAUAAUGCAGGACUGGAGAUGACUGGGCAGAUCAAUAAAUCGAUCGGCUGAGGUUUCACCCGAGGCCCAGGCCUCUAUCAAUCUUCGGCCUGUUUUAUUUUCCGCGUAGCCGAUUAUCUUGGUGGCUGCAAAGUUAAACUCAUGACCCAUUUCGUAGGUGUGGACGGCCACUUGUGAUAAUGCGUUGCCUCGUCGCACAGCCAGCUUAUGUUCGUAUAUGCAUGAUUCGGCCAUGCGUCCACGUGUAGUUAAAAGGACAGUUUUGGCACGAGAGCGAUACAGCACUCCAGAUUGCGCUCAAGCCUUAACCGCUCUUUGAUUUUUAUGACCUUGCUGUGCAUGGUGGCCUUGAGGCAGUGUGCAAUUCCAACACCUAGCUCGGCGGCAAUGCACUCGGUCGCUUCUUGAGCGUCUUUAAUGUAUGGCGGAGAAUGCCAUAUCGUUGGUACCUUUGAAGUUUGGGUCUUCCGAGGGACGACCACCUAAGCAGCGACUUACGAAUGUCUUCGAAUAACAACUUUGUGCAAACUGGGCGCGGAGAUAACAGACCCUACGUGCUCUUCACGCCGGAUCCGUCUGGAGAGCGUCUUCAGAAGCCAAUGUUCCGGUGCUCGAUCAGCCUUCUGUCUCACUUAUGUUGUAUGAUCUCUGCAUAUUCCGCUGGCCUUCUACUUCAUAAGCAGUCGCCUUUUAGGAGCAACCGAUGUUGUGAUUUUGCCGAGUGCUCAUAUCCCGAAUUUAGGGGGAAGCGGGGGGCCGACGACUGCAAACCCUUAUCAGUCAAGAACAUUGUUCACCUUUCGAUUACUUUCUAACCUUCUGUGCUGCUGCACUGCCCAGUCGGCCCUUUUUUCUCUCUCUCAAAGGCAUGAUGCCGCUUCUGCUGUUUAUCUACGGUCGCUUCUCCCUUGACGUGCAGCAGAUACGGAUUCCCUACGGUCAGAUUGCUGGUCAACUGCUCUACAUUGCUGGGCCACUUGUCGUUGGACUGUUGGUGAAGUACUACCUCCCCAAGCUGGCCACUAAGAUUCGGCGAUUGCUGCGGCCACUGGCAAUUCUUACCACCGUCUUCUUGGUCGGCUUCGGAACGUACGUGAACCUGGCCAUCUGCGCCCUGAUUGGUCAAUAUCCCCUCCUCCUGGCCACAGCAACUGCUCUACCCUGGAUUGGCUUCCUGGCUGCCGGCCUUGUCGCCUUCUUGCUUCGGAGGUCACGCGCCGAAAUUCUCACCAUUGCCAUAGAGACGGGCAUACAAAAUAUCGGCAUAGCCGUCCUCGUGCUGAUCUACUCGAUGCCUCAACCGGAGGGCGAUAUUGGUGCUGUGAUGCCCCUAGCCGUGUCCAUAUUCACGCCUCUGCCUCUGAUGAUCGCGCUGAUUGUUCUCAGUAUUCGGGAGAGGCGAUGUGCCUGUUGCCGAAGGCGGUCGAAGCGCACAUCGCUGGCACAGCAGGUGGAGACUCCAGGUUGGAUUGACGCCUGUGGGGAAGGGGAAGGCGAUGAAGGUGACGGACUGAGAGCUCUACGGUCCUAG
Spirometra erinaceieuropaei is the source of this 21818-nucleotide messenger RNA. The record is from the annotation of a GenBank genome assembly. NCBI's taxonomy places the organism in Eukaryota, Metazoa, Platyhelminthes, Cestoda, Diphyllobothriidea, Diphyllobothriidae.